Lachnellula hyalina is the source of this 2472-nucleotide messenger RNA. RefSeq lists its product as uncharacterized. Gene Ontology annotation, cellular component: nucleus. The record is from RefSeq and is a predicted model, not a curated record. Bases 1 to 2472 code for a protein of 823 amino acids. Lineage: Eukaryota; Fungi; Ascomycota; Leotiomycetes; Helotiales; Lachnaceae. The transcript is spliced from 4 exons.
AUGGACCAGAAACGUCGGAUUUGCUACUCCACCACUCGAUUUGAACGGCUGGCACUUGCACGAUUUGAGAUCUGCUUGAGCCCCUACUGCUAUCGUUUGUUUUCCAAGAAUCAAUAUCUAUCCCUCUCCCAACCGUCAAGCUGGCAUACUCUACGUACACCUGAGCCUCUCUCGUCUCAUAGACCUAUAAUCCUGGACGAAUCCUACGCCUCGCCCGAGAGUGCAGCCUUCCACGAAGCAGGGUACGAGGGAGCCCUUGUGGCUAGGGUGGAUUCUCCCAACGAUCUCCUUUCCAUGUCUGCCUACGGGAAACCAGCAAAUACCCAAUCUCAUGGCUAUAAUACUGGCCGGACAUAUACUGAAGGCCCAUUUCCCUACGCAUCGCCGGUGUAUGAGGCCCAGUCCCUGUCCGUCCCUGCAUCGACUGCGCCGGGCUUCCAAAGUACAACACAGUUGACGCCAAUGGCCUACCCUGCCAAUUCUGUCCAUGCCCACACCCACGCCCAUGUGCCCUACGAUGACCAGUCUGGACCUUAUCUCAAUGUCGGAUCUACGCCAGUUCCAGAGGUCAAGUCAUUUUCUCCUCAUUCGGGAUCUGAGGAUACCAAAAUCUAUGUUUCUAUCACUUCUCUCUACGAGCUUAUGACAAGCAGUACGCCGGAAUUCUUCUUAAUGUUUGGUCACCGGAAAUGCCAGGCUUCGCUGGCGAAAGCCAGUCAGCAGGGAGGCGUGUGUCAGUACACUGUCACAACCGAGGUUCCACAUUUCUCGGCCACAAACUGGGGAAGCGCACAAGUGCCAAUAGAUAUGUUUAUGGAAAGCGGAGAUGGAGAUGUGAUGGGAAAAGUCGCUGUGGGCAAAUUCACAUAUCUGUCCGGUUCGACACAAGGCGGCAGCGAAACGCCUCAAGAUCUAUCAAGGAAGAGGAAGAUCUCUUCAGAGUCUGCAGAGCUCCAGAGUCCCAUCAAACGGGCUUCAAUACAAGUACUGCGACCGAAAGAGGAGUUUAGCACCUAUGGAUACUCCGCAGCAGAUGGUGGCUCCUAUGCCCCGUAUCUGCAACCGAGUGCUUCGUAUGGCAAUCUUCUACCACAAUACAACCGGUCUGUAGGUGGGUACCAGACGCAACCGUCAACAAGGCAUCUUGCAUAUAGUUACUCGAAUUCUGCCACGGCUUCUCCCCCGACAAUGAAGGCGCAAUCACCACAAGUGGGGAGCUGGAGCCCUGCAUACGGAGCAGUUAGUUCGAACAUGGUGCGUAGCCCAGGUAUACCCUCAAGUGGAGGUGUCACUCGACCAUCCUUAUCUGCUCUGCCUUCACCAGCAGCUUCUGCAAAUCCACGGUUGAUUAGAACAUCAACACUGCAGCAAACCCCAAUUCCUGCAUCGACUCCACAUGCGGCCCACCCUGGUCAACAAUUCAAUGCAUAUGCACUUUACCCGCACAAAGCUAAACUUGAGAUCAACGGUGAUUUGGACGCUAUGGCCCAGAGCUGGUCGGAAGAAGAGUGGGACUUGAAAAGACGACUAGUACAUUUUCGGAGGUCACAAGCUGGAAGUACCAUCACCACAACGUUUCAACCGGUCUCUGUAGACGAGCGACCGCAGGACAGCGUCUGCAUCAGUUGCAUCUAUUGGGAAGAGAAGCAAGAUUGCUUUGUCACCAGUGUUGAUACGAUAUAUCUUUUGGAAAGACUUGUUGCGGUCCAAUUUACGGUGGAGGAGAAGAAUAGGAUACGGAGAAACUUGGAGGGAUUCCAUCCGGUUACUGUCUCCAAGGGAAAGUCAGACAGCGAGGAGUUUUUCAAAGUCAUCAUGGCCUUCCCAACCCCUAAGCCACGCAAUAUUGAAAAGGAUGUCAAGGUCUUCCACUGGAAAGACUUGGCCUCUGCUCUGAAAAAGAUCUUUGGCAAAUACUCUGCAGGCCCGGCGUCAACAUUACCUCCAGCGCCCGCGCUUCUCACACCAGUCAGCUCGACCGGUUAUGCGACUGAAGGCUCAUCUGCCGGCCUCUCUUAUGCCAGUGAUCAUCAUGGGGCGAUUUCGCCCCGCUCGAUAACAGGUUCAACAUCUUCAACGGCAUACGCGGGUAACAUGCCCACGCGAGUGCUUUCUCCACAUAGCCAGAAGUCGAUGGCCCUUCAAGGCGGCCCUCCCGAUCUUCGCGUUUCACUUCCCCAGAACCCCCACGAAACACCUGGGCACUGGCCAGGGGGCCAUCAUCACAUGCAGGCUUCGCAGCAACAGUACCAGCAGCAUCUAGGCAGUCAGAGCGGUCGAGCCUCGUGGGACAUAUCUUCAGUAGGGGUAGCAUAUCUCGACAACGGCCCCGCGACUACCGCCGGUAGUUCUGCAGGAUCCCAGUCACUGAACUAUUCUCGCAGUGUUAACGUUGGGGAGCAAACCAGCGAUAACAGGAUCGCGAGAAGUCUAUCUGUUCAACAGCAGAGUCACCAGAUGCCGCGUACGUGA